GCUGUCUGCCUGCCUGGCCUGUGUACCAAUCUGUCUCUCCCACUAUCCACUGCCUCCCACUUGGAGCCAGCAUCCCUACUCAGUCCUACAGCUUAGACUGGGUCUUCCAUCACCAUCACCAUCACCAUAGGGCCGUAAAGGGGCUGGGUGGACACUAGGAUCCGCCCUCCCAUCCCCGGGCACUGUUCCUUCCUCAUUUUGUGGCUGAUUCUAGCCCCAAACGAAACAGGUUAAGCCUUUUUCCUCCCUCUGGCAGCUCAUCUCUGGCUGUGGCUACCUUCUGAGGCACUGCAGACAGCACCAGCUGAAUCAGGGGAGCCUGGGCCAACCCUGCCAGCACUAGGACAGUGCACUUGGCCCCUGAGCCUCUCAGGCCUGUCUGUGGCAGGAGAGCAAGCUUUGCCGUGGAAAUCUCCUGAGGAUGAUGCCCCAGCUUCAGUUCAGAGAUGCCUUUUGGUGCAGGGACUUCACGGCCCAUACAGGCUACGAAGUGCUGCUGCAGAGGCUGCUGGAUGGCAGGAAGAUGUGCAAGGACGUAGAGGAGCUGCUGAGGCAGAGGGCCCAAGCGGAGGAGCGCUAUGGGAAAGAGCUGGUGCAGAUUGCUCGGAAAGCAGGCGGCCAGACAGAGAUCAACUCCCUGAGGGCCUCCUUUGACUCCCUGAAGCACCAAAUGGAGGACGUGGGCAGCUCCCACAUCCAGUUGGCCCUGACUCUGCGUGAAGAGCUGCGCAGCCUCGAGGAAUUCCGAGAGAGGCAGAAGGAACAGAGGAAGAAGUAUGAGGCCGUCAUGGACCGUGUCCAGAAAAGCAAGCUGUCACUCUACAAGAAGGCCAUGGAGUCCAAGAAGACAUAUGAGCAGAAGUGUCGGGACGCAGACGAUGCUGAGCAGGCCUUCGAGCGCGUUAGUGCCAAUGGCCAACAGAAGCAGGUGGAGAAGAGCCAGAACAAAGCUAAGCAGUGCAAAGAAUCGGCCUUGGAGGCAGAGCGGGUGUACAGGCAGAACAUAGAGCAGCUAGAGAAGGUGCGGGGUGAAUGGGAACAGGAGCACCGGACUACCUGUGAGGCCUUCCAGCUGCAAGAGUUUGACAGGCUGACCAUCCUCCGCAAUGCCCUGUGGGUACACUGCAACCAGCUCUCCAUGCAAUGCGUCAAGGAUGAUGAGUUCUAUGAGGAGGUGCGGGUGACACUGGAAGGUUGCAGUGUGGAAUCCGACAUCGACAGCUUCAUCCAGUCCAGGAGCACGGGCACGGAGCCCCCAGCUCCGGUGCCCUACCAAAACUACUACGAUCGGGAGGUCGCCCUAUCAACCAGUAGUCCUGGCAUACAACCAUCCUGUGGCAUGAUAAAAAGGUUCUCUGGGCUGCUGCAUGGGAGUCCCAAGACCACACUCUUGACAGCUUCUGCAGCUUCCACAGACACUGUGACCCCUACCCCAAAUCGGAAUGAGUGUGUCUACACCACUGUCGCAGUGCAGGAGGCACCAGGACCCCCCAACCUGCCAGCCCAGGACUACAGGGCGCUCUAUGACUACACAGCCCAGAAUUCCGACGAGCUGGACAUCUCUGCAGGGGACAUCCUGGAGGUCAUCCUGGAAGGGGAGGAUGGCUGGUGGACAGUGGAACGGAAUGGGCAGCGUGGCUUUGUCCCUGGAUCCUACCUAGAGAAGCUCUGAGGAAGGGGCAGCAGCCCCCACCAGGACCUGCCCUGUCUGUGGGGCCAACAGUGCCUCCAUCACUGCAGGGCUAGGGGCCCCAAGACCAACACAGCCCCUCUGCACAGGUGCUGGCUACUCCCUGAGCAGUAUUUCCUGCAGGAAAUAAACGAGUGCAUUCUUUCUC
Molecule: messenger RNA, 1838 nt
Organism: Pteropus alecto (black flying fox)
Lineage: Eukaryota; Metazoa; Chordata; Mammalia; Chiroptera; Pteropodidae
Gene: PSTPIP1
Product: proline-serine-threonine phosphatase interacting protein 1
Exons: 15
Coding region: 422-1672 (416 amino acids)
Biological process (GO): actin filament polymerization
Cellular component (GO): actin filament; cytoplasm; plasma membrane
Molecular function (GO): actin filament binding
Source: RefSeq, a predicted model, not a curated record